AUGGCUGCUCUCAAGAGCAUUGGCUCUAAAUAUACCUGGUCUAAUAAGCAGGAUGGAGGGGAUAGGGUAUACUCGAAGAUUGAUCAUGCUUUUUCUAAUGAAGAUUGGGUGGAUGAAUUGCCUAACACUAUUGCUGAAUUCCAAUGGGAUGUUAACUCGGAUCACUAUUAUUGCCUAAUUAAAACUCACAAACAUGGAAAUUUGGGCACAAAGCCAUUUAGAUUUUUUAAUCUUUGGAUUGCUCACAGAGGGUUCAAGGAUGUUGUUAAGGGUAACUGGAACAAACCUAUGGCAGUGAAGGGAUUACAUGGUGUGAUUAAGAAGCUGCUCCGGCUCAAGCAUGCUUUGAAAGCCUUCAACAGGGAUGAAAUUGGAGAUGUAGAGCAGGGAUAUCAUCAAGAUAAAGGUGAGUAUCAACUGGCCCUUACUAGAGCUCAAGCUUCCCCAACAAAUAACUCAGUUCAGGAGGCUAAAAAGCUUGCUGCAGUCAGGUAUCAACAUCACUCUGCUAUGUAUAGAAGCUUUUUGAUUCAACGUAGCAAAGUAACUUGGCUGCAGAAGGGUGAUGACAAUAACUCGUUCUUUCAUGCUUGCAUUAAAAAAAGGAGAGAGGAAAAUCGAAUUGUUUCAUUUCAGAAUGAGCAAGGGGUUGUAAUUGAUGAUUACAAUGAAGUUUUUCAACAUUUCCUGGAUCAUUUCAGGGUAUUUAUGGGAAGCACCAGUUCAGCAACGAGUCCUAUUAAUUCUCAAUGCAUUGACCUUGGUUCUUGUCUUGAUAUUGAGAUGCAGCUGAGACUUAUUAGGAAGUUUAGUAAAGCUGAUGUUAAAAAGGCUUUGUUUAGCAUUCUGGGCACAAAAAGUCCAGGCCAUGAUGGCUAUGGCUCUGAGUUUUACAAGGCAAUGUGGCAGGACAUAGGUGAUGAAAUCUCUGAGGCAAUUCUUGAGUUCUGUAACACUGGGAAGAUUCCUGCAAAGCUUAAUGAAACAGUGCUAGCUCUAGUGCCAAAAAUUGAUAUGCCUAGCAGUGCGGGGGGUUUUCAGGGUGUUAAGGGUCUUCGCCAAGGAGACCCUAUCUCCCCAUUACUAUUUGUACUGGUUAUGGAAUACCUCACUCGAUUGCUUCAGCUAGGGGCUCAGCAACAUGAUUUCAGGUUUCAUUCUUUGUGUAAAAGCCUCAAGAUCAUCAACCUCUACUUUGCAGAUGAUCUAAUUAUUUUCUAUAAAGCUAACAGAGGCUCUGUUCAGUGUGUUAAAAAGAUAUUCGAUGACUUCUGCAGCAGUACAGGGUUGAAGGCUAACCUAAGCAAAUCACAAGUGUACUUUGGAGGUGUUUUGAAUGAUAACAAGGCCAAUUUGCUUCAGAUAUUGCAGUUUGAAGAGGGAACAUUUCCUCUUAAAUACCUUGGGGUUCCUAUGAGGCCAACAAAAUGGAAAGCGACAGAUUGCGGAGUGAUUCUCAAAAAGAUUAAGCUAAGGCUUCACACUUGGGCAAGUACGCAUCUCUCUUAUGCAGGGUGGUCCCAACUCAUAACUUCUGUCCUAUUGGGUUUGCGGAACUACUGGAUGAAUAUAUUCUUGCUCCCCCAAAGUAUUGUCAAAGAGGUUGAAAAAUUAUGCAUGUGGUUCCUGUGGGGUAACAACGGUACCAGAAGUAACUUCCAUCUUACCUCCUUGUCCAAAGUUUUCUUGCUAAAAGCUUUUGGGGGUUUGGGUGUUGGUGAAGGAGCUAAGUGGAACAAGGCAAUGCUUGCUAAAUAUGUUUGGGCCAUUAGUCACCAACAGGAGACUUUGUGGGUGAAGUGGAUAAAUAUUGUCUACUUAAAAGGCCAAUGUUUUUGGCAAUACCAACUUAAGUCAGAUUCAAGUUGGUUGUGCACCAGAUCCAAGCUUGAAUUGACUGCAAUUGGUCUUUAUGGUUCAAAGAUUGGACCUGUUGGAUUGAAGAUAUGA
Humulus lupulus (European hop) is the source of this 1950-nucleotide messenger RNA. RefSeq lists its product as uncharacterized. The record is from RefSeq and is a predicted model, not a curated record. The transcript is spliced from 3 exons. NCBI's taxonomy places the organism in Eukaryota, Viridiplantae, Streptophyta, Magnoliopsida, Rosales, Cannabaceae. Bases 1 to 1950 code for a protein of 649 amino acids.